Molecule: messenger RNA, 2646 nt
Organism: Salvia hispanica
Lineage: Eukaryota; Viridiplantae; Streptophyta; Magnoliopsida; Lamiales; Lamiaceae
Gene: MAG2
Product: RINT-1 / TIP-1 family
Biological process (GO): regulation of ER to Golgi vesicle-mediated transport; retrograde vesicle-mediated transport, Golgi to endoplasmic reticulum; endoplasmic reticulum to Golgi vesicle-mediated transport
Cellular component (GO): Dsl1/NZR complex
Source: RefSeq, a predicted model, not a curated record
CAAUUAAACAAUAAACAGGGACCAAAGUGCAAUAAUGACGACAUUCUUUUCAUCUUCUUCCGAUUCGAUUGUCGUUGCAAUUCGGAUCGUCAAAACGGAUGGCCCGAUCCAAGGAUGAUCGACCCACCCGACCCUUACCGCCGCCGGCCUCACUCUCCUCCGACGCUCUCUACUUCCUCAAUUCCAAACUAAACUCCAUAGAAGCCCUUGAUGGAGCCCCGGCUUUGCUGUCCGAGCUCCAAAUCCAGUCCGAUGCAAUUGAUCGCACACUUUCCCAACUCAACACCGAGCUCCAAUCUCACUUGACCCGCCAUUCUUCCUACUCGAAUCGGGUCGGAUCACUCUUCUCCAACGUGCAUGCUCAGUUGGAUGAUCUCCGCCGCCUCUCCACUCACCCGUCCUCAGGUGAUGGGGAAUCGAGGAGAGGGAUGGGGGAAGAGUUACAAGCAUUGGCCAAGGAAGUGGCAAGAGUUGAAACUGUGAGAAAUUAUGCAGAGACAGCAUUGAAGCUUGAUACUUUGGUUGGUGAUAUUGAAGAUGCUGUAUCAUCCACUAUGAAUAGAACGUUGCGGAGGCAUCCAUCAAUGAAAGAUCUAGAAGAUAUGCGCGCAGGUGCUCUAAGGGCUCUUAAAUUAACAGAAGAUGUUCUCAGCUCAGUCAUAAAGACACAUCCUCAAUGGAAUCGGCUAGUUUCAGCAGUUGAUCAUAGAAUUGAUAGAGCAUUGGCCAUUCUAAGGCCCCAGGCUAUUGCUGAUCAUCGAGCCCUUCUUACUUCUCUCGGGUGGCCACCACCGUUAAGUUCAUCCAGUUCAAAUGCUAAAGGAUCAUCUAAUGCGAAAAAUCCACUUUUUACAAUGCAAGGAGAAUUGAAACUCCAGUACUGUGAGAGUUUUCUCGCAUUGUGUGGUCUUCAGGAAUUGCAGAGAAAAAGGAAAUCUCGCCAACUUGAGGGGCAUAAUAAGGAUGUUGCUCUUCACCAACCCCUUUGGGUUAUUGAGGAACUUGUGAAUCCUUUGUCUAUUGCAUCUCAACGCCACUUCUCAAAGUGGAUUGAGAAGCCGGAUUAUAUAUUUGCACUUGCAUAUAAGAUCACUCGUGACUAUGUUGAUUCUAUGGAUGAUUUAUUGCAACCACUGGUAGAUGAAGCUAUGCUAUCUGGUUACAGUUGUAGAGAAGAAUGGAUCUCGGCAAUGGUAUUUUCCCUAUCGACCUACCUGGCAAAAGAAAUAUUUCCCUUGUAUAUCAAUAAGCUUGAAGAAGAGAGUGAACCUGCUAUCCAAACACAGGCUAGGGUAUCAUGGCUACAUCUUGUAGACUUGAUGAUUGCAUUUGAUAAACGAGUUCAGACUUUGGCAGCAAAUUCAGGAAUUCUUCUUUCUCUAGAAGAAGAAGACAAUAUGCAGAAGAUGUCUUCAUUGGUUGUAUUUUGUGAUAGACCUGACUGGCUUGAGUUGUGGGCUCAAAUUGAGCUUCGUGACACACUUGAUAAACUAAACAUUGAAUUGGAAGAUGACAGGAAUUGGAUAAAGGAAGGUGAAAGUGUAACUCUUCUACCUGGUCAAGAAGAGAGCAAAUCUCCUGGGAUAGCAAGUGCUGUUUUCCGAAGCCUCUCUUCUGUCAUUGACCGUUGUCGAUCAGUGCCUAGCUUCUCAUUGAGGUCAAGAUUUCUCAAAUUGGCAGGUGCACCUAUAAUACACAAGUAUUUGGAUUGCCUGCGGCAAAGGUGUCAAGAAGCUGAGGGGCUGACUGCAUUGACGGAUGACACUGCUCUAAUUAAGGUUGCUAAGUCUGUUAAUGCUGGGAGCUUUUUUCAAUCCACUUUAGAAGAUUUCUGUGAGGAUGUAUUCUUUCUGGAAAUGGAAACAAAACAAUCUGGGAGCAUUGAAACAGCAGGUGAUUUGGAUGCUACUGAUAAAGGUAUUUUUCGUGAAGAAAUCAAGAAGCUGGAAGAAUUCAAAAUGGAAUGGAUUGAGAAGCUGUCCACUGUUGUCUUACGGGGUUUUGAUGCACUUUGCCGAGAGUAUGUAAAGAACAAAAGACAAUGGCAAGAAAAGAGUGAUGAAACGUCGAUGCUCUCACGAUCUUUCAUAGAAGCUAUGGAUUAUUUGCAGGGAAAACUGUCUCUCCUGGAAGAAGGGUUGAACAAAACGGAUUUUACAAGGCUGUGGAGAAGUUUGGCUGCUGGUAUAGAUAGAUCAAUUUUCUAUAGCAUACUAGUGGGCAAUGUGAAGUUUCAUGAUGGGGGAGUUCAGAGGCUAUCUAACGACUUGACGGUUCUGUUUGGCGUUUUUGAAUCAUGGUGUUUGAGACCUCAAGGCUUCUUUCCCAAGACAAGUAAUGGCUUGAAGUUGUUAAAAACAGCGAAGAAAGAGUUAAAGAGUACUUUGAUGGUUGAUGAAAGAUGGUUAAGAGAAAAUGGGAUUAUGCAGUUAACUGUUGGUGAGGUAGAAAAGAUUAUGAAGAACAGAGUGUUCAGCAGUUGAAAGGUUUGUCCAAAUCCCCUACUUUUGCAAAUACUCUAGUUUUUUUAGCUAUAUCUUUACUGAAUCAAGUUUUCCAGUUGUGGAUAGUUAACUAGUUACAAGUUUAAAUCCCCAUCGAUGGAUCUUAGUGAUGCUAUAAUUAUAAAUGUUAUUUUGUCCAAAA